AUGGAAGAACCAGGCGGAAUUACGACAAGUGUGGGGUACAUGGGAAGGCGGCCGGAUCCACGACCAGCAGGAGAGGUCACGAACAGGGCAGCCGAGCAAUGCAUCACUCAGUGUUUCCCAUUAGUGAAGCCUUGGGUCUAUGUGGAGGUUGAGGACAGCUUUCUGAAGAGUGAGUGCUUGAGAGCUAUUGGAGGUGGUGGCGUGAAGCGAGUUGCCAAUCAUUGUUUGGAAUUGGCGGUCCAGCUAGAUCUUUCGAGAGGUGAUGCGAGGGAAAUGGACCUGAACAUUGAGCUCCGACGGAAUAUCAAAUCUCAAGAACAUUAUUCACCGCAAAAAGACUGCAACAUCAAGAAGCAGCUUAAGCGCCAGAAAGCAGGACCCACUGAAAGAGUUGAAGAUUUGGAUGCUACAUUGGCAGGAAGCAGUGAACGAGAUCAGCGCAGUAUCGCCUUCGAGAGGCGAGGGGCAAGUCAGCUCGCAGAAAACCUCAUCCAAGUUGUUGAUGAAGAGAAUGUCGUUUCCGCUGAGGAAAUGAUGCACUCGGUGCUCGCCACUGUCAUUCACCCGCAGUCAUCAGCGAAUUACUCGCGCUGA
This is a messenger RNA of Suillus subaureus, 594 nucleotides long. RefSeq lists its product as uncharacterized. The transcript is spliced from 4 exons. Bases 1 to 594 code for a protein of 197 amino acids. NCBI's taxonomy places the organism in Eukaryota, Fungi, Basidiomycota, Agaricomycetes, Boletales, Suillaceae. The record is from RefSeq and is a predicted model, not a curated record.